AUGCAGAGAGGAGGAGAAGAGAAGAAAGGAUCAGAUUUGACACAUCAAAGAGAAACACCAGACUCAGAGGAACCAGAGCCAGGGACGUCCAAACCAGCAAGACGACUCCAGUGCUCCCCGUGUGAAAAGAGUUUUAAACAGAAAGCACAACUGAAAACACAUAAGAGAAUACACACAGGGGAGAGGCCUUACCACUGCUCCCAGUGUGGAAAGGGUUUCAACCAGCCAGGGGUGCUGAAACAACAUGAGAUAAUACACACAGGAGAGAAGCCUUACCACUGCUCCCAAUGUGGAAUGUGUUUCGCCCGUUCGGGGACGCUGAAGCAACAUGAGAUAAUACACACAGGAGAGAAGCCUUACCACUGCUCCCAAUGUGGAAUGUGUUUCGUCCGUUCGGGGACGCUGAGACAACAUGAGAGAAUACACACAGGAGAGAAGCCUUACCGCUGCUCCCAAUGUGGAAAGUGUUUUGACGGUUUGGGGGAGCUGAAACAACACGAGAGAAUACACACAGGAGAGAAGCCUUACCACUGCUCCCAAUGUGGAAAGUGUUUCUCCUGGUCGGGGUUGCUGAAACAACACGAGAAAAUACACACAGGAGAGAAGCCUUACCACUGCUCCCAGUGUGGAAAGUGUUUUAACCAGAGAGGACACCUGAAACGUCAUGAGAGAAUACACACUGGGCAGAAGCCUUACCACUGCUCCCAGUGUGGAAAGGGUUUCAACCAGCCGGGGGCGCUGAAAACUCACGAGAGAAUACACACAGGAGAGAAGCCUUACCACUGCUCCCAGUGUGGCAAGGGUUUCAACCAGCCGGGGGCGCGGAAAGAACAUGAGAGAAUACACACAGGAGAGAAGCCUUACCACUGCUCCCAGUGUGGGAAGUGUUUCAACCAUUCAGGGACGCUGAAACAGCACGAAAGAAUACACACAGGAGAGAAGCCUUACCACUGCUCCCAAUGUGGAAAGUGUUUCGUCCGUUCGGGGGAGCUGAAACGGCAUGAGAGAAUACACACAGGAUAGAAGCCUUACCACUGCUCGCAAUGUGGAACGUGUUUCGACCGGUCGGGGAAUCUGAAACAAUAUGAGAGAAUACACACACACAAAAAAAGCUCAGACUGUGGGAAAACAUAUUACUCAUAAGUCACUUAAACGUCAUUAGAGAAUACACAGGAGAGAGAAAUUACUUCUCUUAGCGUGUAUGUUGAUAUUUCACAUCACAUUGACUUAAAAUUCAUCAGAGAACAUACACAGUGCUCCCGUUGUCUUAUAUUGUUGACUGACAAUGUGUUUACCUGUCUUUACCAGAUGAAAUUAAAUGGUACAGGGUAUACUCAAACAUAUAUUUGUUUUUAUUAGAAAACAUGAAUUGAAUAUGGAGUCUGUCAGUUUGAAUAUAAAGAAGAUCAGGUUACUUCUUUUAAACGGUCCUUUUUUAAAACUCUGACUGUGUGUUUAUCUGGGUGUGUCAUUCCUCCAGCACUACAGAUAAUCAAGUGAUAUUUGGAUGUGAUGCAUUAGUUCCAUUGUUGACAUCUGCAUUGUUGGCCCACUGAUGAUUUAAUGAAAUGAAACUGUUCAGACUCUGUAAUGGAAAAUGUUAAUUGUUUGUGUGUCCACAACUGAGUAUGUGACUAACCUUGUGAAACUGUCCUAUUAUAAUCUUCUGUUCUUGGGAGUAUCAUCCUGUGUUGCAAACCAAUUUACACCUGUGUCCUUGUAUGAAUAAAGUCCCUCCCAGGAACAGGAAACUAUAAAGAUAUUUGCUAGUCACUCAAGGCUUCAGGAAUUCAGACUGUCUACACUGCGCUGUGUAACUCUGUUAUUCUCUCUGAGCUCAGAAAUAAAGAAUCUUGGUUUGA
Oncorhynchus kisutch (coho salmon) is the source of this 1862-nucleotide messenger RNA. Its product is annotated as gastrula zinc finger protein XlCGF17.1-like. Gene Ontology annotation, cellular component: nucleus. Gene Ontology annotation, molecular function: DNA-binding transcription factor activity, RNA polymerase II-specific; RNA polymerase II transcription regulatory region sequence-specific DNA binding. Gene Ontology annotation, biological process: regulation of transcription by RNA polymerase II; embryo development. Bases 1 to 1023 code for a protein of 340 amino acids. The record is from RefSeq and is a predicted model, not a curated record. The transcript has 3 exons. Lineage: Eukaryota; Metazoa; Chordata; Actinopteri; Salmoniformes; Salmonidae.